AAGCCCUUGAAGCCCUCGUACUUUCUGUGUGAAAUCAUAAUCAGUAAUAAUACCAUUCACCCUUGAGGAAAGCACUUUCUUCUCGGUUGUGCAGAAUACAGAAGUAGGUAGAGAGUGAUGGAAGGGAUGUCUAGGUCGCCACCGGCUGGGAGUUACAGUAAUGGCCACCACCACAAGCUGCUCGGCGGCGGCACCGCGCAAAGGGAUCAUUUCAGGUCCCGGAGGUCCCGUCAGAGCGGCGUGACUAGGGUUUCCAGUGGGCAGCAGGAAACAGAGGCGCCUCCCCCGUGUACAGAUUUUGAUAAGGCUUACUUUCAGUCUUACUCCCACGUCGGUAUUCACGAAGAGAUGAUCAAGGAUCGUGUGCGAACAGAAACAUACAAGACAGCCAUUUUACAACAUCAGAGUUACAUACAAGGCAAAGUUGUUGUAGAUGUUGGCUGUGGCACAGGAAUCCUCUCAAUAUUCUGUGCUCAGGCAGGGGCAAAACGGGUGUAUGCAGUGGAUGCCAGUGAGAUAGCAUUGCAGGCAAAUGAAGUUGUCAAGGCAAAUAACCUCUCUGACACAGUCAUUGUUUUACAUGGACGUGUUGAGGAUGUUCAAAUUGAUGAAGAGGUUGAUGUUAUAGUAUCAGAAUGGAUGGGUUAUAUGCUUCUUUACGAGAGCAUGCUUGGGAGUGUUAUUGUUGCCAGAGACCGCUGGUUAAGACCUGGUGGUCUUAUUCUUCCUUCAAAUGCAGUGCUAUACAUGGCCCCUGUUACACAUCCAGACAGAUAUGCUGAAAGUAUUGAUUUCUGGCGUAAUGUCUAUGGGAUUGACAUGUCCCCAAUAAUGCCAUUGGCAAAACAAUGUGCCUUUGAAGAACCAUCUGUUGAGACCAUCAGUGGAGAGAAUGUCCUUACAUGGCCACAUGUGGUAAAACACGUGGAUUGCUAUACAAUCACACUUCAAGAAUUGGAAUCUGUUACCACAAACUUCAAGUUUCAAUCCAUGAUGCGAGCUCCUUUUCAUGGAUUUGCAUUUUGGUUUGAUGUGGAGUUUUGUGGGACCACUGCUGAGAACGAUGCACCAUCAUCAGAGUCAACAAAGUCAAACCCUAGAAGGAAGCGUGCAAAUCCCAGUGAAGCACUUGUUCUUUCCACUGCACCCGAAGAUCCACCCACACAUUGGCAACAGACAAUGAUAUACUUCUAUGAUCCGAUAGAGGUAGAGCAAGAUCAGGUUAUUGAUGGGAAGGUUACAUUAACACAAAGCAAAGAGAACGCGCGAUUCAUGAACAUUCAUCUUGAAUACGCCUCAGGUGGUCGUUCUUUUGUAAAAGAAUGUGUAUUGCGUUGACUAUUUUUCAUGUUGGUCAAAUAGUAGUUUCUUUGGUUGAAGAAAUAGUAGUGUUUGUUUUAGGUAGAAAUGUAGUCAAAGAUUGUUGUUGGGGUUGAGUUUAAGUUUUAAGUUUGUUUUAUUUUUUUUAUACUAAAAGUUGUAAAAGACACAAAGGGGAUCUUCAUAUGGACAUCUAUCUCUAUUAUUCAUACGUUGAUUGAUGUUUAUCAACUUGGAUUUGAAUUUGUUAACAAAA
Messenger RNA from Lactuca sativa (garden lettuce), 1576 nucleotides. It is a transcript of the gene PRMT6, whose product is annotated as protein arginine methyltransferase 6. Gene Ontology annotation, molecular function: histone methyltransferase activity; protein-arginine N-methyltransferase activity. Gene Ontology annotation, biological process: peptidyl-arginine methylation, to asymmetrical-dimethyl arginine; chromatin remodeling. The record is from RefSeq and is a predicted model, not a curated record. NCBI's taxonomy places the organism in Eukaryota, Viridiplantae, Streptophyta, Magnoliopsida, Asterales, Asteraceae.